AUGGCAGACCCAUCCGACCCGGACCCAUCUUCGCGGACCAAGUCUGAGCCCAUUAACAUUGACAAUGGCCUUGUCACAGACCUCACCUCCAACGCAACAGAACCCUCCGACUCCCUCACACCCGGAUAUCUGUCUUCCACCCCGUCCAGCCCCUACCUACUCUCUCGAAAUUCAUCGUAUGUUGGGAGUCAGUCGCUUCAAGAGGAUUGGGAUGUUCCCCUUGACAAAUUGACCUUUUUUGACAUCUUUGACAAUCUCUCCCUUCCCUCCAAACUCGAACGAUGGCAGGCCACUCUCGCAGCCCAGAAGACCAAGCUAGCAAAACAACAGGAGCGCAUCCGAACCAGUGGUAACAACGCCAGAGAUCGCGCUGUCGCUGAAUGGCGUAAACGUCUCCCGACCGCCGACGAACAGCUGGCAAAGUAUCGAAGCCGUAUGAAGAAAUCUGUCGACGACCUGAAUAAGAGAUGGAAUGAUACCGCCACAAUUACCCUGAAAGAGAAAGUCUCCUUCAUCUCCGCCGUCCUCAAUGUCUUCAUCAGUGGCUAUCUGAUUGGCGGCGUGCCCCAUUAUUUCUAUUAUUGGUUCACGGUACAGUUGGCCUACUUCAUGCCUAUUCGAUGGUACACCUAUCACCGCAAGGGAUAUCAUUAUUUCCUGGCAGACUUGUGCUACUUUGUCAACGCCUUGUGCAUCUUGUCCAUAUGGGUCUUUCCCCGGUCCAAGCGCAUGUUCAUCAGCACGUACUGCCUCGCAUAUGGCAACAAUGCCGUCGCAAUCGCCAUGUGGCGUAACUCCCUUGUCUUCCACUCUCUAGACAAGGUGACAAGUCUUUUCAUUCAUGUCAUGCCUCCUGUAACGCUACAUUGUCUCGUCCAUCUCACCCCUGCCGCUUUCCUCAAACAACGAUUCCCUGCCGUUUACAGUAUAAAAUACAGCGAGCCAAGCUCCCCAGAGCAUUACACUCUACUUGCUAUGUUGGUCUGGGCCACCGUGCCCUACGCGGUCUGGCAGCUCUCUUAUCACUUUCUUAUCACCGUCCGAAAACGAGACAAAAUUGCUGCUGGUCGUCCAACUUCCUUCACUUGGCUACGCAAAUCAUAUGCGAAAACCUGGAUCGGCAAAAUUGUUCUAGGGCUUCCCGACACCUUGCAAGAGCCUGCUUUUAUGUUCAUUCAGUACUCAUACGCACUCCUCACUAUCCUGCCUUGCCCCAUCUGGUUCUGGUCUCGCUGGAGUAGCUCCGCUUUUCUCAUGACUGUCUUCAGCUGGAGUGUCUGGAAUGGCGCCAACUAUUACAUGGAUAUUUUUGGCAAGCGUUUCCAAAAGGAGUUGGAACAGAUGAAACGCGACGUCGCCAAGUGGCAAAACAGCCCCGGCACAAUGGACAGUCCACCCAGUAGGCCUGAGGAUGCCACCGAGGGACAAGCGAAACGGAAAAGUAUCGAUCGUAUCCCGCUCUUGGACGACUUGGGAGACCCUUCCUUGUCAACAGAUGUGAACGCGCGUACCACGGGGUCAGCCCACCUUGCCGACUUGGAUGGACAGGUUAGGACUCGGAAAGAUUUGUAA
Molecule: messenger RNA, 1572 nt
Organism: Exophiala mesophila
Lineage: Eukaryota; Fungi; Ascomycota; Eurotiomycetes; Chaetothyriales; Herpotrichiellaceae
Exons: 1
Coding region: 1-1572 (523 amino acids)
Biological process (GO): phosphatidylcholine biosynthetic process
Source: RefSeq, a predicted model, not a curated record